Mycosarcoma maydis (corn smut) is the source of this 975-nucleotide messenger RNA. RefSeq lists its product as uncharacterized. The transcript has a single exon. Bases 1 to 975 code for a protein of 324 amino acids. The record is from RefSeq and is a predicted model, not a curated record. NCBI's taxonomy places the organism in Eukaryota, Fungi, Basidiomycota, Ustilaginomycetes, Ustilaginales. Gene Ontology annotation, molecular function: oxidoreductase activity.
AUGGUCCUGAUCGAGCAAGUCGUUCUGGUUGCUUCCAUCUUGAUCACUUUCGGUACUUGUCUUGCCGCAACCAAGUACGCCGCUAGGCUUUUCCCCCACUUCGAACCGCUUCAAUUCUACGACGAGGCAACCAACCCAAUGGAGCUCAACAUUGUUCUCGCUUUUGUGGUGGGCCUGAUCGGCUCAGUGGUAGUUUUGCUCUACUUUGACUCGCAGAAGAUCAAGCCCGUGCUCAACCCCACCCAAUGGCAGCAGUAUCGUCUCAUGGAGAAGCAGAAGCUCUCCGACAACACUGCCCUCUACCGCUUCAAGCUUCCCCGUUCGAACAACAUCCUCGGCCUGCCCAUCGGACAGCACAUUUCCGUACAGGCGAACAUGGGCGGCAAGACCGUUGUUCGUUCGUACACGCCCACUUCCUCGGACGAUGACCAUGGAUUCUUUGAUCUCGUUGUCAAGUCGUACGAGCAGGGCAAUGUGUCCAAGUACAUUGGCUCCAUGAAGAUCGGCGAUCUCCUCUCGGUCAAGGGCCCCAAAGGUCAGAUGCGUUACGCUCCCGGUCUCUCGCGCCACAUUGGCAUGAUCGCCGGUGGUACCGGUCUCACCCCUUGCUUGCAGAUCAUCCGUGCCGCCCUCAAGAACCCCGCCGACAAGACUCAGAUUGACUUUAUCUACGCUAACGUCAAGGAGACUGACAUCUUGCUCAAGGACGAACUCGAUGAGCUGGCCCUUAAGCACAAGGACCAGUUCCGCAUCUCCUACUUCCUCAAUGAGGCCCCUGAAGGCUGGAAGGGCGGCGUUGGCUUCGUCACCAAGGAGGCUUUGGAGAAAAACCUGCCUAAACCCGCAAAUGACAUCAAGGUCCUCAUGUGUGGUCCGCCGCCCAUGAUCAAGGCCAUGACCGGACACCUCGAGGCUCUUGGAUACGAAAAGCCUCGCACCGUCAGCAAGCUCGAGGAUCAGGUCUUCUGCUUCUAA